Messenger RNA from Ceratotherium simum simum (southern white rhinoceros), 1932 nucleotides. It is a transcript of the gene TAB1, whose product is annotated as TGF-beta activated kinase 1 (MAP3K7) binding protein 1. Gene Ontology annotation, molecular function: protein serine/threonine phosphatase activity. NCBI's taxonomy places the organism in Eukaryota, Metazoa, Chordata, Mammalia, Perissodactyla, Rhinocerotidae. Gene Ontology annotation, biological process: protein dephosphorylation. The record is from RefSeq and is a predicted model, not a curated record. Gene Ontology annotation, cellular component: cytosol.
GGCGGCGCGGUCCUCCGACCGGCUUCAGGCCGCUCUAGCCGCCCUUCUCGCCUGCUCUGCCGGGAGGCGGGCGCGCCCGCGGGGUCCCUCCAAGAUGGCGGCGCAGAGGAGGAGCCUGCUGCAGAGUGAGCAGCAGCCGAGCUGGACAGACGACCUGCCGCUCUGCCACCUUUCUGGGGUGGGCUCAGCCUCCAACCGCACCUACUCUGCUGAUGGCAAGGGCACCGAGAGCCACCCCCCGGAGGACAGCUGGCUCAAGUUCAGGAGUGAGAACAACUGCUUCCUCUAUGGGGUCUUCAACGGCUAUGAUGGGAACCGGGUGACCAACUUCGUGGCCCAGCGGCUGUCCGCGGAGCUGCUGCUCGGCCAGCUCAACACCGAGCACACCGAGGCCGACGUGCGUCGCGUGCUGCUGCAGGCCUUCGAUGUGGUGGAGAGGAGCUUCCUGGAGUCCAUCGAUGACGCGUUGGCGGAGAAGGCGAGCCUACAGUCCCAGCUGCCAGAGGGUGUCCCUCAGCACCAGCUGCCUCCUCAGUAUCAGAAGAUCCUUGAAAGACUCAAGACGCUGGAGAAGGAGAUUUCAGGAGGAGCCAUGGCCGUCGUGGCAGUCCUUCUCAACAACAAGCUCUACGUCGCCAAUGUCGGUACAAACCGUGCCCUUUUAUGCAAGUCCACGGUGGACGGGCUGCAGGUGACACAGCUGAAUGUGGACCACACCACGGAGAACGAGGAUGAGCUCUUCCGCCUCUCGCAGCUGGGUUUGGACGCGGGAAAGAUCAAGCAGGUGGGGGUCCUCUGUGGGCAGGAGAGCACCAGGCGCAUCGGGGACUACAAGGUCAAGUACGGCUACGCUGACAGCGACCUCCUCAGCGCUGCCAAGUCCAAGCCGAUCAUCGCGGAGCCCGAAAUCCAUGGUGCACAGCCCCUGGAUGGGGUAACUGGGUUCCUGGUGCUGAUGUCCGAGGGGCUCUAUAAGGCCCUGGAGGCAGCCCACGGGCCAGGGCAGGCCAACCAGGAGAUUGCCGCCAUGAUCGACACUGAGUUCGCCAAGCAGACUUCCCUGGACGCGGUGGCCCAGGCCGUGGUGGACCGGGUAAAGCGUAUCCACAGUGACACCUUUGCCAGUGGCGGGGAACGUGCCAAGUUCUGCCUGCGGCACGAGGACAUGACCCUGCUGGUGAGGAACUUCGGCUACCCACUGGGUGAGCUGAGCCAGCCCUCACUGACCCCGGCCCCAGCCGCGGGAGGUCGCGUGUACCCCGUGUCCGUGCCUUACUCGAGCGCCCAGAGCACCAGCAAGACCAGUGUGACCCUGUCCCUCGUCAUGCCCUCCCAGGGCCAGCUGGUCAACGGGGCCCACAGCGCAGCCACCCUGGACGAAGCCACUCCCACCCUCACCAACCAGAGCCCGACCCUGACCCUGCAGUCCACCAACACGCACACCCAGAGCAGCAGCUCCAGCUCGGAUGGGGGCCUCUUCCGCUCCCGGCCAGCCCACUCGCUCCCGCCUGGCGAGGACGGCCGCGUCGAGCCCUACGUGGACUUCGCUGAGUUCUACCGCCUCUGGAGUGUGGACCAUGGGGAGCAGAGCGUGAUGACGGCACCGUAGCCCCAGCCCGGAGUGCAGCCGAGCAGGACCUUGCGUGGGACGAGGGGCCUAGCUCUGGGGUCGGACAGGCCUUCUCCUGCUGUUUGCCUGUGCUGUGGGGCCAGUGGUGCCCAGUCAUCAGCCAGCACCAUGCCCUCGCCCCACAGCUCUCGGUGCUGUAGAGAAUGUCCUCUCAGAAGGCGCCAGUGCAGACUGGACCCCUGGGACCUUGUCACACACAGAGGGCUGGAGGCCACUCCCUCAGGCAGCCUCAGCCAGGACCAUCGCCAUUUCUCGGAACAAGGGACACGGGUGCAGAAGCUGUGUUGGCCCGCAGGCCCACC